UCUCCUGUUUAGUUUAGUCUGUUUCCUGUCUCUGAUUAUCCUAAUUUGGUGGAAUAUUCAUUCCCAGCCUUCCACAAACCAAAUGUUCCUCAGAGGGAAAGUUAUCAGGAGAAAAGCAUAUAAACCCAAUAAGAAUAUGCCUGAUAUCUCAAGUCAAGUUUUGGUGCAAGGGCAAGCUAGGGGUCAAGACUUUGCAUUGAGCUCUGGGGUGGGUGGUGGGGGAUGCAGUUGGUUGUCGAUGGUGUAGUUACUUAUUUAGACAGAGAUGAUUCCCAGGAGCUCUGGCCAUGGUGUAGCUGAGCCCGGCGCAGGUGGCCUACCUGGCCUUCCCCGGGGAGCUGCUGCUGCGGAUGCUGCGCAUGGUGAUCCUGCCGCUCGUGGUCUGCAGCCUGGUGUCGGGAGCCGCCAGCCUGGACACCCGCUCGCUCGGCCGCCUGGGAGGCAUCGCCGUCGCUUAUUUCCUAGGGACCACGCUGCUGGCGUCCGGCCUCGCCGUCGCUCUCGGCUUCAUCAUCCGUCCCGGCGCCGGAGCCGCCGGCCUUAACGCCCCCAGCCUGACGGGCGCCGUGCCCACCAGCAAGGAGACGGUGGACUCCUUCCUCGACCUCAUCAGAAACCUGUUCCCUGCAAAUCUUGUUGCUGCAGCUUUCCAAACGUAUGCGACAGACUACAGGAUGCUGUCCAGAAACACUACCUCUGGAAAUGUCACGUGGGAAAAGAUCCCUGUUGGUACUGAGGUCGAAGGGAUGAAUAUCCUGGGACUGGUGCUGUUUGCUCUGGUUUUAGGGGUAGCACUGAAAAAGCUUGGCCAGGAAGGGGAAGAUCUGAUUCGCUUCUUUAAUUCAUUCAAUGAGGCAACUAUGGUCGUGGUUUCCUGGAUUAUGUGGUAUGUACCUAUUGGCAUCAUGUUCCUUAUUGGGAGCAAGAUUGUUGAAAUGGAAGAUAUUGUGGUUCUGGUGACCAGUUUGGGAAAAUACAUCUUCGCCUCUAUUCUGGGCCACUUCAUCCAUGGAGGAAUCAUUCUGCCACUUAUUUAUUUUGCAUCCACACGUCAAAAUCCGUAUCGUUUUCUCUUGGGACUUAUCACACCAUUUGCCACUGCUUUUGCCACUUGUUCCAGCUCAGCCACUCUCCCGUCAAUGAUGAAAUGUAUUGAGGAGAACAAUGGAGUUGACAAGAGGAUCAGCAGGUUUAUCCUUCCUAUCGGGGCGACUGUAAACAUGGAUGGAGCUGCGAUCUUCCAGUGCAUGGCAACUGUGUUCAUUGCUCAGCUGAACAAUGUGGACCUCAACGCUGGGCAAAUCUUCACAAUUCUUGUGACAGCUACUGCAUCCAGUGUGGGUGCAGCCGGGAUCCCAGCCGGAGGAGUCCUCACCAUCGCCAUCAUCUUGGAGGCCAUUGGACUUCCGACCAACGAUCUCUCCUUGAUAUUAGCGGUGGACUGGAUUGUGGACCGAACCACCACAGUUGUGAAUGUGGAAGGGGAUGCCCUGGGAGCAGGCAUCCUCAAUUACCUGAACGAAAAGGAAAAGAAAGACAAAGAACAGGAGCUAAAGGAAGUCAACGUAGAAGCAGUUGCUAACAGCAAGUCUGAAGCGGAAACAUCGCCUUUGGUAACCCACAAAAACCAAGUCUCCAACACGAGCAGUACAGCAGACCCUGAAUCCAAGGAAUCAGUAUUGUGAUGAUGCUGUUCGUCAGCACGUGUCCUAGAGGUGGACCAGGGACUUGCUAACGCACCUAGACCUUUGCAGUGCUAACAAGGGCUGGAUGGCUCUUGAAAGCUUUCAGUUCCAGUCUGUUUUGGGAUAUGCUGGCCUAGGGAAGGGGAGGGAGGUGGGGUGGGCAGAGAAGGGGUGUUGAGAAAGAACACUCCCUUUAUAGUAGUAUUUUGAUAAUUCAUGUGUGUACAUGUGUAUGUGCUGCACACGCACACACAUACACAUGUACGUGGAAACUGCCAUUGAAACUUCUGGUUUAACAAGGCUUCUGUUAGUAAAGGCUCAUAUGGGUUGGAGGUGGGGAAGUAGACAAACCCAGUAUGUGCUUGUGAUAGGGAAAAAUUAGUAAGCUUAUUGUGCUGCUGUUUGAAUGGAGAUGCAGGCUAGGAACUCCAGAGUGGGGGAAAAUGUUGCUUGAACUUCGUUUCUGGCCUGGAAACAUGUAUUGACCGUUACAGACAUGAUACGAAGCAACAUUUUUUGCCUACUCCUUUUCCUCUUCCAUUCUCUUCUCCAAUCCCUUAAAAACAUCAAAUAUGUCCUGAAAAAUAGCUUUGUUUUUUUUCCAUAUCUGAAUUAAUAGCUUGUUCCAUUCCACUCCCUGCAGUGCAGCUCAUAGCAGCUUUUCUGCCUUUUGGUAAGUCACUCCCAAACUUUGGGACCAAACAUAGAUCUUCAUGCAGAUCAAGGACUGGUUUUCUCCUUUCCUUUAACCAAGCUGUUAAGGAAAAAAACCCAGAGGAAACACAAAUUUUGUUAAAGUAAUCUCUCGGGAGCUGAAGAAAAUGUCAAGUCUGUUCCAGCAUAAAUAGGUCUGAAAGAAGCUUGCCUGUGACAGCAUCAAGAGAUCAAGAAGUCAGUUCCCUUCACGCAGACUCCUUUGCUAGCACGCUAUGUGCUACUCCUGUUUGUUUAAUGGGUCAGUCCAAACAAGUUACAUCAUAUCCCUCUUCCAGCAAAAUUGAACAGGGGAAGAAAAACUCUGAGCACACAUCAUGUGGGAACUGACGACAGGCAAGUCUGAGUGCUGGCUGGAAAGGGGAAGAGGUGGGUUUAUAACCCCACAUAGGGCAGUGAUGUGUGUGUUGGGGCAGCUGCGUACCUGUUCCUCGAGUUUGGUCCUUCUAUAAAUGUUUUUUCUGGCAGCAGCUUAACAUUUAGUACUUGUGGGUGGUGCUGGGCCAGGGUAACACGUAGCAGCAGAUGGUAACCUUUGCUUGAGGCUGAGCAAAACGCUUCUCGAUUCUGACUCCAUCUUUUCCCCUUUACAACCUACUUGCUGCAUUUGCACCCCGAACCUGAACACAGUCCAGCAGAACUCAUUGCAAAACUACUAUUGAUUUAUCUGGGCUUUUUGGACAGCACAUAGUUAUGAAAUUAUAUCUGUGCAUAUGCCAAGGUUUGCCUGGACUUGCGACACUUCCUCUUGGCUACUUUAGCAAGAUGGCUGCAUAUAGUCAGUCUCCACACUGUUAAUUCAGCAAUAUACAUUUACACUUAGCUUUGAUAUAAAGUAAUGCUGAGUCUCCCUUUUUUCUUUCUCCUGUCUUGCUUCAGAGGAAGCUAUCUUGGAAGGAUACCCAGCUGCUGAUGCAUAUGGUCACGGCACUAGGAAAAGGCACCUUCAGUUUCAUGCAAUUUGCAAAGCAUCCUUCCUGGUAAAGGGACACGAUGAGCGUUGCAAAAAAAGAUGCUCAGAGUGAGAUGUGGCUGCCUCUGAGGGAAAACACAGUGAGUGCAUCCAACGUGGCUCUUCAGUCAAGUGCAGGAGGGCUGUGCAAACAAUUGAAGUAGGAAAGCAUUAGUCAGCCCACUGAGCAACUGCAGGUGGACUUUCUUUUUAACCAGUUUAUUUAUAGCCAUAUCCACAAAAUUUGGUCAUUCCUUGGCUCCUCUUCAGAAUGGAAGGAGACAAACACAAUUUUCUCUAGGGACAUCCUUUGCCCAGUAUUUAUUAUUCCAUUUUUAGCAGAUCAAGACUCGCUGAAACUUUGCAUUUCCUCCCAUUAGAUUCGUCCCAACUCCUUUCAACUCAGGAAACCAAAAGCGCACUUUGUAGCUGACAGUGAAAGUCAACAAAUAAGAUGUGUUUUGAAAAAUGCUGGAGGUUUGAAAAUGUGGGUCUCAAAAACCUUUUUUUUUAAAGAAAAUAACCCAAACCCAAGUAUUUAUUUGAAAAAUCUGAAUGCACCAGAACCCCAAAUACUUUGAUUUUAAAGUAGUAUGUGUCUGUCUCAAGGAAGCUGAAAAACAAGACUGUGCCUUGUGGGCUGGGUUCUGUAGUUGCAUUUUAUCCCCCUUCAGACAGCUUAGCUCCUCUGAUGCUCUCCCUCACCAUGACACGUGCAGCUGGGAUGAGGACGUGAGAGCAGGCAGCACUCUCAUGACAUUUCCCAUGGAGCAUCACAGCACCCUUGUAGACUAGAAUAUUUCCCAAGUUUUACUUUUUUUAACCCAAAGGCUGUUAUUGCUCACAGUUGAAAGUAUUCUCCUGGACAAGUCCAAAGGCUGGACUUCCUCAAAGGCAGCACCUUCCCAUUGCUUUCUUCCUUGUGGUGCUGCAGCUUGAUUGCGCCUCACUUGUAAUAGCGUGCCAUAGGCUGCAGCACAUUCCUUCAUCAUAGAAUCAUCAUGGAAUGGUUUGGGUUGGAAAGGACCUUAUGAUCAUCUAGUUCCAACCCCCUGCCAUGGGCAGGGAUGCCUCACAUUAGACCAUGUCGCCCAUGUCCUUCUGGCAGCAGAUCCCAGGAAAUGGUAAAUGAAAGCCAAUACUGAAGAGCUGCCGUAGUAUUUCCCAGUAUGCGGAAUCUCAGAGUCUUUGCUGAAGGAUGCCUCUCCCAGUCCCUACAUUUUGCAUCAAUGGGAGUGGCUAGUCCCAUGUAAAGCUUGUUAGAGCAGUCAGAUUUAAGGAAGUCUUAAUUGUUCUCAUAGUAGGAAUUUAACCAAGGAAACCUAACACUCCUUCUCCUCAAAAUAGGUGCUGUGGGGUUUAUAUGAAUCACUGGUAUUUGGGUUUUAACCAGAAACCUGUAAUCUUACAGAAGCCGUUCUUUAGACUUACAGAGAUGCCAGUUCUGUUCUUGCACAGCAAGAGGGAUCUAUGGAAGCAGGAAUGCUGGGUAACUACUGCUUGUCAAAAGAUCUUCUUUGUCUUUUCUGUGUCAUCUGUGUCAGAAAUAGCAUUUCUUGGUUGUCUGUGAUGUUCCCAUUCCUCAUGAUAGCCAUCCCGCAUCUCCUAGGGCUCUCCACCCGGCUUCACAUUGUUUUUGAUUAAGGUACAAAUGUGAAAUACCCAACAUUACACUCCUUUGGACUGUAAGAUACUUGACACAUUGCAGGAACUGCCCUUGUAACGAUGUGAAUCCUGAUCGAAAGCCCGAUGAGACAGAAGACUUGCCAUGUGCUCCAAGUGGGUAAGGCCACUGGGAGAGAACUGAAAGGGCUGUUGAAAGGGGUGCGUUUCGGAUGCUGUCCUUGACCUGCAGUGCAAUGUGUUACACUGGGAGCUUCCUAUUUCAGCCUCACUCCAGAGGCUGAGCUCAGAAUGUGCUCAGCAGCGGUGCAGGUACAGUCGGUGGUACCUGCUCUGCUCUCACCCAGGCACUCCAGAGCCUGGUGCCGGUGUGGUACUUCACUCCAAUGCCUCUGGACCGGACAUGUGUGCUAUGUCCUCCCAAUGUGACUGUCCAGUGGAAGCCUUUAGCCACUUGCUUCUUCUUUCAAGAGGAAAUAAAUUCCGUCGAGAAAACACUAA
Messenger RNA from Neopsephotus bourkii (Bourke's parrot), 5475 nucleotides. RefSeq names its product solute carrier family 1 member 4 (gene SLC1A4). The transcript has 9 exons. Bases 351 to 1685 code for a protein of 444 amino acids. The record is from RefSeq and is a predicted model, not a curated record. Gene Ontology annotation, cellular component: plasma membrane. Gene Ontology annotation, biological process: L-serine transport; L-glutamate transmembrane transport. Gene Ontology annotation, molecular function: L-serine transmembrane transporter activity; symporter activity; L-threonine transmembrane transporter activity. NCBI's taxonomy places the organism in Eukaryota, Metazoa, Chordata, Aves, Psittaciformes, Psittacidae.